AUGACACGGGCGAAAAAUAGGACUGCCAAGGUCCGACCAGGUCUUAAAAGCUAUCUAGAACGCGCCCAUCUACUACACGAAGACGACUUCAAGGUUCAACUGCCGCCGACUAUACCCAAAAUCCGCAUUCAAAUCCGCACCCGCAAGCACGGACAAUUCAAAUUAGUUCAUAUCACCCGCGCGGAAUGGCAGACGUUACACAGUGAGGCGAGGAGUAGGAGACGCAGGCUAUUCAUUUCAACCAUACCUGACGAUUGCACCUUCGCCGGCCAAAUAAUCCUCCCAGACGCUGACGAUGCACGGAAAGCGGACGCGUUUCGCUUAUCCGAUAUCAAAGAAGCUUGGAAAGAGGGUCGGGCCGCUGUAUAUUGGGUCGACGGUUCUCUUCGAAAGGGAAUCCUAGCCGCAGGCGUUGUCUGGCAGGACAACCAACACACGUACACUGCCAGUUAUAGACUUGGAAGAGACACUGGAGACAGCGGAGACGCGGAGGUUUUCGCCAUUGCUGCGGGUUUGGGUAAGGCAAAGAAGGAGGUCGAACGCGGCACAAGGAUCGAGCUGGUUAGGAUCUUCUCGGAUGCUUUGUGCAUUUUGCAGGGCCUGAGAAAUAGGACGUGCGAAACGCUGGGUCCAAUGUUGAAGGAGAGAAUGGCGCUACAAGCCGUGUACGAGCGAGCGGAAUGGUUAAGUGCCCAAGGCAUUCGGGUCCAGCUCGUCUGGGUGAAAGGUCACUCAGGAAGCGAUGGAAACGCCAUGGCCGAUGAAGCAGCCACCCUAGGGGUCAAACAGCAAGUUGCUUCAUAUGCUACCACCAAGGAGGAGAUUAGAGUGAUGACGCACGCCGAUGUUCCCACGACGUGGCAAGAGCUUGGAUCAGAUUGGGCUGAUGAGUGGUUGUGGCGGGCCAAUCGAAAUUUCUAUGACGUCCCUACCAGAUUGGAGGAGCGGAGAAAGACUCAGAAUCGGCGCUUAUAUGAGGACAGUGAGCUCGAUGAGCAUUUCGGGGAAGUUACAGCAUCAGAGGUAUCUGACCUGAGCGAUGAUGUUCCUACAUACGCACCACUUGAAGGAAGCUCUCUCGAUCAGCAAGUGGCGGCCCUAGAGCUCCAUAUCAGGCAGCGGGGCGAGAAAAUAGCUGAUCUGAGGCUUGAGAUUGCAAAGAUUAGCGAGCGAAAACUUCAGAUGAUACGCGAUCUGGACCUCAUGCAGACUGAGCAGAGAAGGGACCAGUCAUACUGCUCGAGGAUGGCACAGCACAUGCCGGAGCUUCGGCGGACACCAUGUUCCGAAGAAGACGACACCCAACACCAGCCAGAUGACUCACUGCAGCAACCUGUCUUGCAAAAUCAAGCUACACCGUCCCCACGACAUGUAGAAACAGCACCAACUCACAGUCACGGCAGUCAUGACGACAGCGGACCCGGGUCGUUCGGCGGUGAAACUCGCGAGUCUUCGAGUUCCAAACCAGGCCAGACACAGAAGGAGCCCGCGGCGGAUGAGCCUCAUAUGGAAGUCGUCCAACCAGCAUCAGCAACACCCGGAAACGUGACGAUCGACCCGCUCCUCUUGGAGACACGCCGAAGAUAUGAUGUGCGAGUGUUGCAGAUUGCAGACCUUAAACAGAGCAUCGCAGACGCGAAGACAGGAAGCACAUGCGACUUCCUCGCCAAAGUAGAGGCUAAGCUUGAGCUGGAACAAGCAAGCCUUUGGCAAAAGAUCACAUCCCAAGUGGCGGAAACCCCUGCGCAGGGGAAUGAAGCUGAAGCACAAGAAGGUGAGCAGCAACUUUUCCGUAGUCUGGCUGUGCCUGAGCACAAGACUUCGGAACAGUUUGAGUCUCCGAACGAGCGCUGGGUCGGCGGUACUCUGCUCAGUCUUCUUGAGAAUGAGGGUGUACAGGGUGUACAGGAUGCCAGACCACCGCCCACGGCAGCGCCCAACAACGAUGAUACGAAGCUCUCCCCCAAGGCCAAAGAAGUCGUGCAUGCCAAGAUGCUCGAGUCUUGGAUUGGCCAGUCGAACUACGAUGUGUUUGGAAACAACGUGAACGCAAGGAAGCUGCGGAAUUUGGAAGCGAAGCAAUCGCGCGACGAGGAUCGCGUGCGCGAGUGGGCGAGGCAACCUGACGCUCUCGAAACUUUACCUGACCUCUCCACGAGGAUGGAUCAAGGUGUUGGACUCGACCAUACUCCCAGUCACUUCCCAGUCACUCACCGCAGACAACAUCCCUCUGCCAGUAUCCUUCAGAAAUUCCUUGGACUGGAGCAUCGGGGAGCGCGACUAGAAAAGAUCAAGAACUUGGAGGCGGUUUUGCGAGGGCUGACCAGGGCGUAGACGAAGCUACACCAGCUAGCCUGUCCAAUCUAGGGAUAGAACGACCAGGAGCUGCGAGCGAGUUUUAGGAGACGAAGAUGGAAAGUGAGAAGGAAGCUAGCGGUCAGAGUCCGCAUGCUGGAUGUUUUGGAACCUUCUUCGACGUUUACGAAACUUGGCUUCGGAUGAGGUUGAAUGAAGAUAAUGGAUAGUGUAAGAUGUGGGAAGUUGUCUGGAUCAAGAGUGGUAUAGAAAUCGGUGAUAUGGGAUACUGAGAAUACGGCACGCUGCAACUUUCAGUGCAUAAGCUUCCGGUCGAAGUCUGCUCUUUCGAGUAGAAGAGUGAAGAUAUGCAGUAAGCAAGUUUCUUUGUUCGUAGAUUUAGGGGUAACCCUUUACAAAAAAAACCCAAUCUGUAACCUCG
Molecule: messenger RNA, 2737 nt
Organism: Cucurbitaria berberidis CBS 394.84
Lineage: Eukaryota; Fungi; Ascomycota; Dothideomycetes; Pleosporales; Cucurbitariaceae
Exons: 4
Coding region: 1-2334 (777 amino acids)
Molecular function (GO): nucleic acid binding; RNA-DNA hybrid ribonuclease activity
Source: RefSeq, a predicted model, not a curated record